AUGUCUUCUCCGUUGGGCGCAAUAAAGAUCCGAAGAAAGAAGAACGUCAAGAAGGGUAUACAGUUCUGUUUGAUGGUUUGUGGUGCCUCGGGCACAGGCCGAACUACCUUUGUCAACACACUCUGCGGAAAGAAGGUUCUCGUUGGAAAGGAUGCGGACGAUGCGACAAACGCUCACGUCGAAGAGGGCGUCCGAAUCAAGCCCAUCAACGUUGAACUGGAACUGGACGAGGAGGGAACCCGAAUCUCUCUCACUAUUGUCGACACUCCAGGCUUCGGAGACCUGAUUGAUAACGAGGCAAGCUUCGGCGAAAUUGUGGGGUACCUUGAGCGACAGUACGACGAUAUUCUUGCCGAAGAGUCACGUAUCAAGCGCAACCCCCGAUUCCGCGACAAUCGUGUCCAUGCCCUGCUAUACUUCAUCACCCCUACCGGUCACGGUCUCCGCGAGCUGGAUAUCGAACUGAUGAAGCGUCUCUCUCCCCGUGUCAAUGUCAUCCCGGUCAUUGGAAAGGCCGACUCUCUUACACCAGCUGAACUCGCCGAGUCGAAGAAGCUUGUGAUGGAGGAUAUCGAGCACUACAGAAUCCCAGUUUACAACUUCCCGUACGACAUCGAAGAGGAUGACGAAGAUACCGUUGAGGAGAACGCUGAACUCCGUGGUCUGAUGCCAUUCGCUAUUGUGGGGUCCGAAGAGGUUGUCGAGAUUGGUGGUCGCAAGGUCCGGGCUCGACAAUACCCAUGGGGUGUUGUAGAGGUAGAUAAUCCAAGACACUCCGACUUCCUGGCCAUUCGCAGCGCACUUCUCCACAGCCAUUUGGCAGAUUUGAAGGAGAUCACGCACGACUUCCUCUACGAAAAUUACCGUACAGAGAAACUUAGCAAGAGCGUUGAGGGUGGCGCUGGAGCGGACUCUUCCAUGAAUCCCGAGGAUCUUGCUUCUCAAUCCGUCCGUCUAAAGGAGGAGCAACUCCGACGCGAAGAGGAGAAGCUCCGGGAGAUCGAGGUCAAGGUACAAAGGGAGAUCAACGAGAAGAGACAGGAGCUAUUGGCCCGUGAGAGUCAACUGAAGGAAAUCGAAGCCAGAAUGCACCGAGAACAGAGCGCACAUCUGGAAGCCACGAAUGGUGGGGGGGCAGCCACCGACUCCGAGCCAUAG
Messenger RNA from Drepanopeziza brunnea f. sp. 'multigermtubi' MB_m1, 1158 nucleotides. RefSeq lists its product as uncharacterized. Gene Ontology annotation, cellular component: septin ring; cell division site; microtubule cytoskeleton. The record is from RefSeq and is a predicted model, not a curated record. Gene Ontology annotation, biological process: cytoskeleton-dependent cytokinesis; intracellular protein localization. Gene Ontology annotation, molecular function: molecular adaptor activity; GTP binding; GTPase activity. Lineage: Eukaryota; Fungi; Ascomycota; Leotiomycetes; Helotiales; Drepanopezizaceae.